Syzygium oleosum is the source of this 1040-nucleotide messenger RNA. RefSeq lists its product as uncharacterized. The record is from RefSeq and is a predicted model, not a curated record. The transcript is spliced from 4 exons. NCBI's taxonomy places the organism in Eukaryota, Viridiplantae, Streptophyta, Magnoliopsida, Myrtales, Myrtaceae. Bases 9 to 1040 code for a protein of 343 amino acids.
UAGGUACUAUGAAAGGGGGAACAAAUAGUGUGUCUAAUGGGGAGGUAGCACCGGUUGAACAAUACUUGGAUGAGUUUGAUAUUGAUCUAAUAAUAGGAUGGUUGUGCACUUUUUCAAUGGACACGUUCGUGCAUUUGAGAGAACCUAUUAGGGACAGCAAAUUAUCAGGACCCGAAUGGGUAAGAGAGAUUGUUUAUGGACAUUCAGAUAGAAUAUAUGAAGCAUUUAGAAUGGAGAGACAUGUUUUUCUAAACCUAUGUGAUUUAAUGAGGGCAAGAGGCUGGUUGAAAGAUAGUCAGUAUGUUAGGACAGAUGAACAAGUUGGGAUUUUCUUGUCUUUGGUUGGUCACAAGAACUCCAUCAGAGAUUUAUGUGAGAGAUUCCAACAUUCGGAAGAAACAAUCAGCAAGUAUUUUACCAUAGUGUUGAAAGCCGUUAUGAAACUGGCAAAAGAGGUUAUCAAGCCACCUUCUUUUGAUAUUGUCCCAGAAGAGAUUCUUAUGGAUCCUAACCAUAAACUCUACUUCAAGGGCUGCGUAGGUGCUAUUGAUGGCACCCACGUUAAUGCUUCUGUGCCUGUGUCGAAGCAAAUCCCAUUUAGAGGCAGGAAAGGGACUACCACCCAGAAUGUUUUGUGUGUUUGUUCAUUUGAUAUGAAAUUUACUUUCGUAUAUGCUGGGUGGGAAGGAUUUGCCAACGAUUGUCGGGUGCUCUCGACAGCACUCGAGACUCCUCAACUGCAAUUUCCUCGACCACCACCCGGAAAAUACUACGUGGUAGAUUCUGGUUAUGCAGCACUUGAAGGAUUUUUAACUCCGUUUAAAAGGUAUUAUUAUCGUUGUAUUUUUGAAAUCCAAAGCCUGUGCAGCGUUUCAAACAGAGGUUUGGCAAGCUUUGAAUAUUUGGCAAAGCAUGAGUUGAUGGGAUAUUUUAGUACUAGGAGUACAGAGAAUCUCAUUGGAGUGUUGGCAUUCAACUACAUUUUUCUUGCUGCAAAUGAAGACUACUCCUCCACCUACAUGUUCAACUUUAUUGGAUGA